UUUUUCCUCCUCGUUCUCUCGUCGCUCUAGCUGCUCCUUCCUUGAAGAAGCGAAGCGCCCGCAUCCAUCCCCUCCGUGGAAUGAUCAGGCCGGCCGGGGAAAAUGCGACUACGAGUCGUCGUCCUCUUCUUCACCUAUCCUGAUCAUUUCUUAAUAGGACUACCACGAACCUUCAAGUCUAUACGUGAACAAUGCUAGCCAGAAAACAAAGCGUCCGAGGAGAACCAAUCCUCGCAGACUAUGGACCUGAUGAAAGCCUUAAUGAAAAUGCUGAUAUCGAGUGGGUUAACAAGGUAUGGGUGCGACGAGUACUGCGUAUGUGUGCGCUUCUGUCCUUGGUUUCUGUCAGCCUCAACACCACACGAACGUUUGAGAAGCACCCGCCCCUUGUGUACGUCACCUUCUGCUGGGACAUCUUCGCCACUCUGCUCUUCACUGCAGAGAUGAUUGCCAAGAUGCACAUCCGGGGGCUCAUCACGGGAGAGUCACCCUACCUGAAAGACCGGUGGUGUCAAUUUGAUGCCACAAUGGUAUUUUUUCUUUGGAUAUCAGUUAUUCUUCAGGUUUUCGAAAUCACGGAAGUGGUUCCCAAGUUUUCCUACCUGUCCAUCCUGCGAGCUCCUCGACCUCUCAUUAUGAUCCGAUUUAUUCGAGUCUUCCUCAAGUUUUCAAUGCCAAAGUCCCGAAUCAACCAAAUUUUCAAGCGAUCAAGCCAGCAGAUAUACAAUGUGACGUUGUUCUUCCUGUUCUUCAUGUCUCUGUAUGGUCUGCUGGGAGUACAGUUUUUUGGCGAGAUGAGCAGCCACUGUGUUAGAAAUGGAACGAUUGCAGAGAGGGUCACGCUGAACGACCUUGCAGUGCCAGACGCCUACUGUUCAAUGGACAAAGAGUCCGGGUAUGAAUGUCCUCAGGGAAUGGUGUGUAUGGAUCUGAAUCUUCCAAAGAGCAUUUCUGGGUUCAAUGGCUUCGACGAUUUCGCCCAUAGUUUUUUUACGGUGUACCAAGCAGCCUCCCCCGAGGGAUGGGCCAUUCUCAUGUACCAGGCCAUGGAUAGUCUUCCAGCGUGGAGAGCCACUUUCUACUUCACCACCAUGAUAUUCUUUCUCGCAUGGUUGGUCAAAAAUGUGUUCAUUGCGGUCAUCACAGAAACAUUCAACGAGAUUCGAGUACAAUUUCAGCAAAUGUGGGGAGAAAGGGUACAAAUUCAAACUGAAUCAACACCUCAGGUGCUGAAAGGGGACGACUCUGGCUGGAAGCUGGUUACGGUAGACGAGAGCAAAGGCCGUGGUAAAGCUCCGCGAUGCCUUCAAGUGGCCAUCCACUCGGCUGCUUUUCAGGUCAUUGUCAUGAUGGUGAAUGUGGCGAAUGCCUUUGUGGCCGCAAGCAUCUCCUUCGUGCACGACGAGCGACCACGGGAGGAUUUUUUCAAGACGUACUACUUUGCCGAGAUUGGUUUUACAAUAUUCUUUGAUUUGGAGGUACUCCUGAAGAUUUGGUGCCUUGGUUUUAAUGGCUACAUUAAGCGUUCCCUGCACAAGCUCGAGUUCAUCCUCGCCAUUGGGACUACACUGCAUCUCAUCCCCGACUUCUUCACCUCUGAGUUGACAUAUUUUCAGGUUCUGAGGAUUGUCAGACUUAUCAAAGCAUCGCCAGUGCUUGAAGACUUUGUUUACAAGAUUUUCGGUCCAGGCAAGAAAUUGGGAAGCCUUAUAAUAUUCACCAUGUGUUUAUUGCUGAUCACAUCUAGCAUCAGUAUGCAGUUAUUCUGCUGCCUUUCAGACUUCAUGAAAUUUGAAUCAUUUCCAGAGGCAUUUAUGUCGAUGUUCCAAAUCCUCACCCAGGAAGGCUGGGUUGAGGUGAUGAACGAAACGAUGUUACGAACAAGCAAAACGAUUGGCCCACUCGUGGCCAUUUAUUUUAUCCUCUAUCACCUCUUCGUGUCUUUGAUUGUGCUCAGUCUCUUUGUAGCUGUCAUUCUUGACAACUUGGAAUUAGAUGAAGACAUAAAGAAGCUUAAACAACUGAGAGCAAGAGAACAAAGUGCGGGCAUCACUGAUGGCUUACCUAUACGGCUCCGCUUCUUUGAAAGGUUUGCCGAUAGUCCACAAAUGACACGACUCCAUAGAGCACCCUCGGAGUUUGGCGUGCCCAAGGUUCGGGAGAGCUUUAUGCGUCAGUUUGCGGAGGAGCUGCCCGAGGAGUGCUCGGAGCUGAAGAAGGCGGCCGCUGCCGAUCUACCCGAGAACCUCGUGACAUACCGCAAAAAGCCGCCCAUUCACCUGCUGUCCUCACCGAGCAAGGGCCGCAAUGCCGCCAGUCUACUCAAGAAAGUCAGCGUCACCAGCAUUGUUCUUGACUCCAACAACCAGCGACUACUAGAUGGGGAAUCUGGACCUGUUCCUGCGACUGUCAAGGGUCAAAAGCAGGCCCAGAAGCAACCCAUGAGAUUGGAUCGUAGGUUCUCCCGGUCGAGGAGCAUGCGGAGGUCCGUUCGUGGCUCCGUGAAGAUGAAGCAGACCUACGAUCACUUGAAGGAAAACGGAGACAUGGGUUCUGUCAACGCCGCUACGUCAGGCAGGAGCCUGCACGAUUUUGACAUCAAAAUGCUGCAGCAGAAGCGUCAGCAGGCUGAGAUGAAGAGGAAUCAACGAGAAGAGGACCUCCGCGAAAACCACCCCUACUUUGACACGCCUCUGUUUGUAGUGGGCAGGGAGAGCAAGUUCCGCAAGAUCUGCCAAACCAUCGUGUACGCCCGCUAUGACCCCCGGUUCAGGGACCCUGUCACCGGACAGGAACGCAAGAUUAAGUACAAGGCCGUGCACAACCUGCUUGGACUUGUCACAUACCUCGACUGGAUGAUGAUCUUCGUCACGACACUGUCAUGUGUGUCCAUGAUGAUGGAGACACCCACACAGCGAAUUAUGAACACACCAAUGCUCCAGAUUGCAGAAUACGUUUUUGUGGUAGCAAUGAGCAUAGAACUGACCCUGAAAACUCUUGCCGAUGGAUUAUUUUUCACACCAAAAGCCCUUAUCAAGGACAUAGGAGGCAUUGGAGAUGUUUUCAUUUUCAUUGUAAGCCUGGUCUUCCUGUGCUGGAUGCCCCAGCAAGUCCCGCCACAGUCGGGCACCCAGCUGUUGUUGUUGCUUCGCUGCGUGCGGCCGCUCAGGAUCUUCAGCCUUGUGCCUCACAUGCGCAAGGUGGUCUGUGAGCUGUGCCGAGGAUUUAAGGAAAUACUUCUGGUCUCCAUUCUGUUAAUUGUUCUCAUGUUUGUCUUUGCGUGUUAUGGUGUGCACCUGUUUGGUGGCCGAUUAGCACGCUGCAAUGAUCCGGAUAUCAAAACAAGGAAAGAGUGCGUUGGGUUUUUUAUGCGCAAGGUCUUUGUUACCAAAAUGAAGCUCCAGCCAGCAGAAAACGACACCUACCCUGUAAUCCUGGUGCCUCGUGUUUGGGCAAACCCUCGCAGGUUCAACUUUGACAGUAUUGGCAAUGCUAUGCUAGCACUCUUUGAGGUGCUCUCUUUCAAGGGAUGGCUAGACAUUCGUGAUGUUCUCCUACACAGGCUGGGGCCAGUUCAUGCCAUUUACAUUCACAUAUUUGUGUUUCUUGGCUGUAUGAUUGGGCUGACACUGUUUGUCGGCGUUGUGAUUGCAAACUACAGUGAAAACAAGGGAACGGCACUACUGACAGUUGAUCAGCGCCGCUGGUGUGACCUGAAGAAGCGACUCAAGAUUGCGCAGCCCCUGCACCUGCCACCUCGUCCCGACCACCACAAGCUGCGCGCCUUCAUCUACGACAUCACCCAGAACCUGCUCUUCAAGAGGGCCAUCGCCAUGCUUGUCAUGGCCAACAGCAGCCUACUAUGCGUCAGCUGGAAAUCGGAUGAACCUCAUACGAUCCCGCUUGCGACAGUUUCUGCCGGUUUCACAAUAUUAUUUACAGUUGAGGUUACUAUGAAGAACAUUGCUUUCACACCCAGGGGAUACUGGCAAAGCAGGAGAAAUCGAUAUGAUCUGUUCGUCACAUUUCUCGGCGUCAUCUGGGUGAUCAUGCAUUUUAUGAUGAUGAAUGACUUCAGCAAUUCAUUUGGAUUUGUUGUGGUUAUAUUACGUUUCUUCACUAUUACUGGUAAACAUGCCACCUUGAAGAUGUUAAUGCUGACUGUGGUGGUCUCCGUGUACAAAAGCUUUUUCAUCAUCAUGGGCAUGUUUCUUCUCAUCUUGUUUUAUGCUUUGACUGGAGUCAUUCUCUUCGGGAACGUCAAAUUUGGGGAACACAUCGGAAGGUUCAGGCAAGCAAACUUUAAAACCGCCCCCAACGGAAUGGCUAUGCUAUUCAGGAUAGUCACCGGAGAAGACUGGAACAAAAUCAUGCACGACUGCAUGGUCAGUCCUCCAUAUUGCACCCUUGCUGCCAACUACUGGGAAACCGAUUGCGGGAACUUCACUGGGAGUCUUAUCUUCUUCUGCUCUUUUUACGUUAUUAUUACUUACAUCGUGCUAAAUCUUUUAGUGGCUAUCAUUAUGGAGAACUUUUCCUUGUUCUACUCCAACGAAGAAGAUGCACUUCUAAGCUAUGCAGACAUUCGAAAUUUUCAGAACACAUGGAACAUGGUUGAUAUUCAGCAAAGGGGGUUGAUUCCAAUAAGGCGCGUGAAAUUCGUCUUAAGGCUUCUAAAAGGUCGUCUUGAAGUGGAUCCCGAAAAAGACAGGCUGCUUUUCAAACACAUGUGCUAUGAAAUGGAGCGCCUCCACAAUGGAGAGGAUGUGACGUUCCACGAUGUGCUCAACAUGUUGUCGUACCGGUCAGUGGAUAUCCGCAAGGCCCUGCAGCUGGAAGAGCUGCUGGCCCGGGAGGAACUGGAGUACCUCAUAGAAGAGGAAGUGGCCAAGCAGACCAUCCGCGAGUGGCUAGACAAGUGCCUACGAAGGAUCAAAGCGCAACGGUUUCAGCAGAAGGAGCAGAACAGCCUGAUCCACAGCCUGCGGGCCACCAACGAGGCCCUGUUUCCAGGGGGCAUAGGUGCAGAAGCAGCACCCAACAAGCCCUCCACCUCGGAAGCCCUCAAGGAUGAGGGAAAGGAGGAACCCUCAUCGUCCCUAAGGCUGCGCAAGAAGGGCCUUGGCGGUCGCUCAGACAGCAUCUCCUCACAGGGAGGCCGCAAGUUUCUUAUUCCUUCUCUCUCGGAAGGCACCACCAGAGUUGAAAAGGAGAGGUUCCAAAUGAAGAAAUGGGCCUCGCGCCCAGUUGGCACCAAGGGCCUGCCAGACGUGAGUGAGGGCAGCGAGCUGUCGUCGCCCACGCCUGACGAAGAGGAGAACAACAACGGGGCCGCGGGCUACCGGGCGCUCCGCAUGAGCUCCCUGGUUGGUGAAGUGCACGACUGGUGGGGCUCCCAGCUCGAGCUGUCGAGCGCCUCCGACUCAGAUGCAUGACGCUGCCCGCCAUCCCCUACCUACACCGCCUCUUGUGCCACCGCUGAGACGCGAUCGCGUGACAGCCCCCUCUCUUUCUCCCCCUGCCGCAUAGCUUCUCCCAACGGAGGGGGGCCGGGCAGUAGACACUGGCCUUGACAGACACUCGUAGAGUGUGCAAUGGUGCAGUCCCGAAGUUGGAUCUCGUAGGAUGUGCCUGCUACCAGCAUUUUGGCACCUCUGUUGGGGUUUAGUGAUUUUCUGAUGUCAUUUAUGGGGUGACGCAUAUAAUUUUUUUUUUUUCAGACACGCCAUCCCCACACUGCUUCUCAAGAGGAGCACACUCUUCCUCAUAUUCUGCAGUUGGGCUUUGCAUGCAUUCCUUCCUGUAAAAGCAAGGAAACCUAGUUUCCUCACGAUGCAGUCGGAGAUGCCUAGUAUUCAUUGUGUGGUUGCCUUUCCUCUAUGAGCAUCAGUGAUGUGACACAUUUUACACAAUGCGGGCACGCAUGCUUUUCCACACAUUGUGGCUGUUUACUGCAUGCACUGCAUGUACUCAAUGCAGCGAGGGAAGGUGACACAACUUUGAAGCUUACUAUCAUCCAGUACACCUCCUCACAGUUCUGAAAACAACACUUGUGUUGUUGGUCCUAAGAAUGUGCCUGUUUGCAUGAUAAAAUAUCUGCGUGUUGCGAAAGAUGAAAAGGCAAUCUAUAAAUAGCAUAAAAUAAUCAUGUUUUUCCAACAGUAUGUUUCUUUCCUACUUUCAUAUUAUUAGGCUCACAAUAUAUUGGUGCAUUACUGCAUUGAGGAAUGAACUUUAGAUGUUACACUCAUCACUUGUUUUUUCCCAUCAUACAUGUCACAUUAAGAUUCAGAUGUCAGCCAUGCCUGCUUAUUUAAAGCAGUUUCUUUUGUUGUUGUCUACAAACGAGGAUUUCAAGCAGAAACACUGAAAAUCACUGCAUCUGUAUGAUGUUCAUGUUUUUUUUUUUGAUGGGGUCAUUCUCUCAAGUACUGAAGCACUGAGAAAAUUCUGACGUGCCUGUACCCUUGCACAUUCUAUGAAGUGAGAAUCAUAAGGUUGCAUGAAGGGACACGAUUUCUUGCCUGACAAAAAAAAAAGACAUACUGAGAUGAAAGUUAAUGGUGAGCAUACUCAACAUGGCACUGAUUUGAAUUAAUUUGAGUAGUAAAUCGACGACACGCAAUCGUCACAGGAAAAGCACAAACAAAGCAUACUGCUACUGUUUGCUCACCGAGUUGGUGUAGACACAGCAGGCUUCAAUGCUGAGCGAAAAUGUCUAAGGCUGGUUCAGGAAGCUACUUUGCACUGGGCUGCAUAAGUGUUUGCAACACUAUUCGUUAGGCAUAGAAAGUGCCGGCACAAUGUAUUAUGCAAACCAUGCUCCACAACCAACAUCAACUGUGGGCCAUCAUGAGUGAUCUGAAAGACUCAACGGACUUGCACACUGACAGGCAUGAUCUGGUCUUCAUGCAACAAUUUCAUAAUUACUGCUUGCCCCUCUCCAACUCAGAGAAGCAACUCUUUUUUUACAUAUAAACACAAUCGAUGGCAAUACUACAGACGUGUUUCUUACUAUAAAUAAUGAAUGCUGACACACAAGGACACUUGGACAGUAAGCUUGUUCCCCACGUAAACCACAGCGCAUUAGCGACGACAUCGCCGAGAGGGGGCUGUUCGACGAUUGCGUCAGUGCGGUGGUUCCCGCUUUUAUAAAGACAUGAAACACCAACGAUAAUGCCUGCGUUGGGCGAGGAACGAAGCUUGUCCAUCCACAUACUUGGAACACAGUCUUGAAGUGUGUGUUCAUUCUUCUAAGGCUACCGUCGAAUGAAACUGCUCUUACAUACAGCUGGUUGCCCUGCAGCGGUCGGCACAGCAUAAACUACAAGUAAAUCAUGUCCUCAUUGUCACGUAAAUCUUCUGCGCAUUUGCAGUAAUGAGCAAACAUUGAACCAGUAGUAUUUUGGUUAGCUGCACCAGCUCUUUUCAAUCUUUCAAUCGUUUGGCCAAAACGGGACACGAAAAAGCUGUUUUAAGUGUUUGGUGCAUUUACAUGUGGUAUACCUACAUGCUGCUCUUGACGGUGCAGUAGUUCCUUAAAGCAUUUUUUAGUGACAUGAAAGCUAGAAACAUUGAUAGCCUUCAAUUAUUGUACCCCUCACUGGAAGCGCGCAUACAUGGAAAACAAUUAGGGCGGUCUUCCUGAAAGAUUCCAAAUAGUUUUAAGGAGCUUGCCUUUGCAGCAAACCUGUGUGCAAGUGAGGCUAGGUGGCUUUAUUACAUAGAUCAAUAUUAGGUGUGCUUGUAGUGACUGCUAACAAGUCACGGUUGGUUAAUACUGAAAGGCCGAGUAUCUUUCGGCAUUGAUUAUUUCCUACACCAAGCUUGCGCAAUGAGCGUGGACUUGAAGCUCCCACUUGCAAGCAUUUGUUCAGCACUAGAAAGAGGCACAUAGGCUCCUCCGUGUAGGUCGUUCGCUAAGCAACUGCUCUUGCAUUGUUAGAGAAUCUAGCACUUUAUACGGAAGCUGUCACGCGCUGUCACAUGAUAAGUCUUUCAAAUUUGACUUGUACUUAUCUGCUUUUUUCGUCCUCCGACACACAAAUGUAAUGCACGAGACUGUUUUGUUUACUGUUGAAGGCGGCGUUUGAGCACUUUGCACAAAAUUCAUGCAAAGGCAUGGUAACGACGUUCCACGUGCACUUUCAGGCUGCAGACGGUUUGACGACGAGUGUCUCGCGUCCGAAACUGCACGAAAGCGUUUUCUUUCUCAGAGCGCCCACUACAUUUCCCCACUGGGCCGUUUGGAGAACCGGUGAGGACCCAUCAUGUUUCUUGGCGUCAUGCACAUGUUCUCAACGUUGGUCCAUUUUUCCGUUGGUUGUUGACAUGUAGUGCGUACGUGGCAUGUGCUGUGGUAGUUUAGUGCAAUAUGUUGUUGUGUUCUUGUUUCUUCGGUUUGUCGGAUUUACUGCACUGUUGUUGACGCUUUGAAACCAUGUUUUCAAUAAUAUAAUGUCCACCACAGCGACUAUGUGUAGCACCACUCCGCAGCCAAUCAUGAGCAAGUGUUGAGCAAAUGUUUCGUUCGUCCAUAAAAAAAAAAAGCAUUCGCAAGCAAGCGAGCAAACUGUAAUCCAUCCAUUCACGUCUUAUGAGUUGCCCAAGAGUCAUUUUGUGCAUUUUUUUAUGUGUGUUUGGUAACAUGCACUGGUGGUGGCGUAUCUUUGGACAAAAAAAAAAAAAAACAGCUUAUGCUGCUCACUAUGCGAGUUUUCCAGUCUCUGCAAAGCCAGUUUCAGAGUUCAAUGUUCUAACACAGCCAGGUAGACAGGUCACAUCAACAGUAAUUAUGGUGUCAAGUGCUCUCUAUUGCACUAAGCUAUCUGUCCCUGCCAUUGUUCUUUUUGCUGAGGCAGGAAGGUUUCAACAUUUGCCCUUUAACAGUAUUUCUUUCUGAUGUGUAUUUGGAGAAAGCUUCUGAGAAGUCCAGUCAGCUUCUGUGUUACACAGCAGCAUGUUGUUAAGGACGAUACAUAUAGCGUUGGUACAUCUUUGAUUUCACAGCGUGCACUAACUGGCAAGACAAAAAUCUUAUAAAUCCAGCAACAAUGCUUAACCCGCAAUUCUACAUUUUAAAAUGAAAACAGAGUUUGUUAAAAGCCAGUGAUGCAUGUCAAGUACCAGCUCUUGCCAUUGGAUGUUAAUUACUGAUGAACAUUUGAUGCAUGUCAAGUACCAGCUCUUGACAUUUGACGUUAAUUACUGAUGAACAUUUGAUGCAUGUCAAGUACCAGCUCUUGCCGUUUGACAUUACUAAUUACUGAUGAAUAUUUGUCAUCUGUCAUCUCACACUGCUAAUCAGCAAACGUGAAAUGGUGCCUUGGCAAGUGCAUCAUACAGAACCUUGGAGCACUCAAGCAAUGAAAAAAAAAAAGAGUGACCGCAGCAUUGCAUCCUCUGCUACCUGUCGCAUUAGGUGUCGCAAGACUAAGCAGUGAUGUUUUAGCGCUAAUACUACACAGGUUUUAAGUAUAUUCUGGAAUCCAAGGCAUACUCUAACUCCCAGUACCCACAGUCUUCGAGAAAGAAGCAGUGUGUAAAGCUUACUGUUGCACAGCCAAGACUUGCUGCUUGAUGUAUAAACUUAGAUGGCGUGUUUUGCGACGCGAGGGACUGAAAAAGUUUGGGGUGCACGGCUGGCUUUUUAGCGCAACUUGUGGUGUGCCAAUGUCGUGUAGCAACGUGCUGCGCGUGACUCUUGUACUGCCUGACACAUCUUUACCUGUGUUGCAAGUUGGCCGCGAGACUUCGACGUGUGCUCCAAAGACGGCUUUCAACAUGCAUAAAUUUUCUGUUGGCCGUUCCUCUUGAGAACAAAAGGGCAUGAAACUUCGCCACUAAUAACUUGCUCGACGGAUUCAUUCGUUGUCAUGAUUACGUUUACCUUUUUCAGUUUAAAUUAUUCAAAAGCUUUCCUUCCAGUCCUGUUUGCCAGGCGGGUUACAGGCAGCUUGUCCAGUAAGUGCAAGUCAUCGAGGGGAAGUUGCCGCUCGUAAGUUCACAAUAUUUUGUGCCACAGAGCCAACGCGAGCACACGUCAAAGUUUCUCAGACAAUUUGCGAGUGAUGUUGUUGUUCUAGGAUAUGCAGCCUUGUUGUGUUGCUGGUUGUUCUGUGGAAGAGUGCAGCGUUAUCCCUUGGACCGUUUGGGUCCGAAGUUCCACUUCUUGGUCGGUAGUUCUUGUCAUGGUUUAGAGCUCUGGUUGCACAGUUUUACUGCGCUGCGCGAAUCUUCUGCCAUAGACUUAGCACGGGAAAAUUGAAUGUUUGGCCGGGAAUGUUUCUUGUUAAGCAGGGGACGCCCUGUGCACGCUUUGGAGAUUUUUCCGUUCCGAGCAUAGUCCAGUUUGUCGUCUUUGAUCUUCCAUGGGAUUCUUGCAGCGUACUUCAGUGGUAGUGAAGUGGCAGCCGAUAACCAAUUUUCAGGCUUGCAAGCCAGGCGUAGCGAACUUGCAGUAUCAUUACUCCAAGUCGUAGAGGUAGAGCAGCUACAUACAAGUGCCACAGUACUAAACAGCACUCAAACAUGGUUUUUUGGCUCUUUUUAGUACAGCUUGUAACACGUCCUGUAGAAAGUAUAAAUUGUUGUCCAUGAGAAGUGUAUUUACUUCAUAGAAUCAAUAAAGAUAUUUACCAUAAA
This is a messenger RNA of Rhipicephalus sanguineus (brown dog tick), 10644 nucleotides long. It is a transcript of the gene na, whose product is annotated as sodium leak channel NALCN. Gene Ontology annotation, cellular component: membrane. The transcript is spliced from 41 exons. Gene Ontology annotation, biological process: transmembrane transport; monoatomic ion transport. The record is from RefSeq and is a predicted model, not a curated record. The coding region runs from base 192 to 5435 and encodes 1747 amino acids. Gene Ontology annotation, molecular function: monoatomic cation channel activity. Lineage: Eukaryota; Metazoa; Arthropoda; Arachnida; Ixodida; Ixodidae.